Messenger RNA from Mercurialis annua (annual mercury), 1374 nucleotides. RefSeq lists its product as uncharacterized. NCBI's taxonomy places the organism in Eukaryota, Viridiplantae, Streptophyta, Magnoliopsida, Malpighiales, Euphorbiaceae. The transcript has 3 exons. Bases 360 to 1205 code for a protein of 281 amino acids. The record is from RefSeq and is a predicted model, not a curated record.
CACUCCCAUCAUAUUGUAUUACCUCUCUCUCCAUCCACUCUGUCACUCCUCGUCCGUACCCUGUCUCUGAUUCUCCUCCUCCUCUCUCUCUCCCCUUCACCUGCUACCUCCUCACCCUGUCAUUCCCCCACAUCCUCUCCUUCGCACGUGCAACCACUCUCUCUCUCUACUUUUCUUAUUCCCCCUCCCUCUCCUCUCUCAUGGUGCAACAAAUAAAAGCUAGAGAGAGAAACUAAACUAAAACUAGCUUAGUUUUAUUUUCAUGUCUUGGUUAGUUGUGUUAUUAUAAUUUGUUGGCUUGGCUCUCAUCAUCAACACCAAUCCAACAAAAUCACCAAGAAAAUCAAGUCUUGCACCCGAUGAGGAUUCGGAAAAGACAAGCACCGUACCCUAUAUCUUCACUUUCGCCGGUGCCACUUUCAGAUCUCCGCUUGCCGGUGGUGCAAUUUCAUCAGAGUCUUUUCCAAGAAGAUGACACGGCUGCCUACUUCAAUCCUCCGUCCUCUUCUGAUCAGUCAAGUCAACCGAUCCGUGAUGAUAAGCUCGAGACCAAAGAUUGCCCGGUUUGGUUGAAUGAGGGAGAAGAAGGCGAGAAGGGUAAUGAUUUCAGGGUCGGAAGUUUCUUGAGUGCAGACACAGAAACAAGUAUGGUUACUAAAGAAAAAUCAUUUCCGUUAAAGAAAAGGAUCACAGGGAGUGUAACUUCCGACUCGGAAGAAAAAGGUGAUAAGAAAAUGAAAACGAAAAUGAACAAGAAAUGCGAUAAAAACAAUCAAGAUAUAGAGAGUGUUAGUAAGAGACGGGACAGAGGCGGUGCAGUAUUAAUGGAGGGAUCGCGGUGCAGUCGUGUGAACGGAAGAGGGUGGAGAUGUUGUCAACAAACACUCGUGGGAUACUCUCUUUGCGAGCAUCAUUUAGGUAAAGGAAGGCUUAGAAGCAUGACCAGUGUUCGAACUAGACCCGCGUUAAAGAAAGUUGGUGCUGCUAAACCGCUAUUAUCGUUGGGAUCAGAUGUUAAAGAUGAGCAACUUGGUGGUGAUUGUGUUGAAAUGGAUUUUUGUGAGGAAGAUAAUGAAGCAAGAUCAGAGGAAAAGAAGCCAUUGAUGAUGAACUCAAUGUCGAAGAGGAAGCUUGGAAUAGUCAAAGCUCGAUCAAUUAGUAGCUUGUUGGGUCAAGCAGAUAAUGUAGCUUUUGAAAGAGAAUGAGGAUCGUUCCAUGUUCUUGAUUUGGAUUCUUUUGUGAAGAACAGAUAGAUGCUGUUUUCUUAUAUUUUUUUAAUUAUGGUGUGGAUCUUUUGUCUAGAGCUCUUUAUUGACGAUAUGGUUAGAAUAUUUGUUAAAGAAUGAGGUAUAAUAUAAGUUUGUUUUGUGUUUA